AACCCAGCUGUGUCUCCAUGAAGAGCGAUGCGUCUAUGGAUCCUCCCUGGACCUUUAAAACUGGAAACCCGUCACCUGGACACAGGUAACAUCCCAUAAUUCUCAGAGUUAAGGCCAAUUUAUGUUGACAACCCAGUCCUCGCAGAUAGUGUCACAGACAGUGUCUGCGUAGCCCCCCCACCUUCGCAGACGCUCUGCGCGCACCUCCCAAAAAUUGUGACCACCGCAGAAGCCUCGCAGACAGAGCCACAGACAAGAGGGCUCUGAUUGGUCCACUCUACAUCUGCUGUACACGCACUUCUGCUUCCCUACUUUCCCGAUUUGUUUUGUUUUGUUUUCACGACCGGCAUUUUUAAAAACACGAGCGAAGAUGGAGCAGCACGAAGAGCGGUUGAUUGAGGAAUGAAGUCCAGAUGAAGAGAUCAGACUCACCAGAACCCAGCUGUGUCUCCAUGAAGAGCGAUCGGUCUAUGGAUGUUCCCUGGAGCUUUAAAACUGGAAACCCGUCACCUGGGCACAGUGUUUUACAGAAGGCAGGAGACAGAAGAGAAAAGAUCUUCAUCGCAGAUACAGGACACGCCCCAGAAUCUCCUGCUGUAAAUGAAUUCCAGAAAAAGUUCAGAUUAAAUCUGAUGAAGAAGUUUCAGUGUUUAAAUGGAGUGAUGAUAAAGCCGGAAACGCGAGCGCUCCUGAAUGAGAUCUACACCGAGCUCUACAUCACAGAGGGAGACACUGGAGACGUCAAUAAAGAACAUGAGGUGAGAUGGAUUGAGGCAGCGUCCAGGAGAAAAACAACAGAGGAAACACCAAUCAAAUGCAGCGACAUCUUUAAGCCCUUAUCUGAAGAAGACGAACCCAUCAGAACUGUAGUGACAAAGGGCGUGGCUGGUAUCGGAAAAACAGUCUCUGUGCAGAAGUUCAUUGUGGACUGGGCUGAAGGGAAAGCAAAUCAGGACGUCCCCCUCAUAUUUCCACUUCCUUUCAGAGAGCUGAAUCUGAUGAAGGACCAAAACCUGAGUCUGAUGGAGCUCCUUCAUGUCUGCUUUAAGGAAACCAGAGAAACAGAAAUGUCCAGGUUGGAAAAGGUUCUGUUCAUUUUUGAUGGAUUGGACGAGUGUCGUUUCCCUCUGGAUUUCCGGAACACAGUGAGAGUUUGUGAUGUAACUGAAUCAGCAUCGGUGCGUGUGCUGCUGAUAAACCUGAUCAAAGGGAAUCUGCUUCCCUCUGCUCUCGUCUGGAUCACCUCCCGACCAGCAGCAGCUGAUCAAAUCCCCUCUGAGUACGUCCAUCGAGUCACAGAGGUACGAGGGUUCAAUGACCCCCAGAAGGAGGAGUACUUCAGGAAGAGGGUCAGUGAUCAGAGCCUGGCCAAGAACAUCGUCACACACCUGAAGUCAUUAAGAAGCCUGUACAUCAUGUGUCACAUCCCAGUCUUCUGCUGGAUUUCAGCCGCUGUCCUCGAGAGAAUGUUGGGUGAAGCAGAGAGUGGAGAGAUCCCCAAGACUCUGACUCAAAUGUACACACACUUCAUCAUUCAGACAAAUGUCAUCAGAGAAAAAUACUCAAAGAAGCAAGAGAGUGAUGAAGAAAUGCUGCUCAAACUGGGACAACUGGCUUUUGAGCAGCUGGAGAAAGGCAACCUGAUCUUCUAUGAGGAAGACCUGCAAGGGUGUGGCAUUGAUGUGACAGAAGCAGCAGUGUACUCAGGUGUGUGUACGCAGAUCUUCAGAGAGGAGCCUGGGCUUCACCAGAGUAAAGUGUACUGCUUUGUUCAUCUGAGCAUUCAGGAGCAUCUCGCAGCUCUGUAUGUACAUCUGACCUUCAUGAAGGAAAAGAGAAAUGUUCUUCAUCAGAGUCGGUCCUUUAAGACAAUUUCAGAUGUACACAUGAGGGCUGUAGAUCAGAUGUUAGAAUCUGAGACUGGACAUCUGGAUCUGUUCCUCCGCUUUCUUCUGGGUCUCUCACUGGAGUCCAAUCAGAAACUCUUAGAUGCCUUAGUAACACAGACAGGAAGUAACUCCCAGAGCAAAGAGAAAACAGUUCAGUACAUUAAGAAGAAGAUCAGUAGAGAUGAUCUUCCUGCAGAAAAAUCCAUCAAUCUGUUCCACUGUCUGAAUGAACUGGGUGAUGAUUCUCUCGUGGAGGAAAUCCAACGCUACCUGAAAUCUGGGAAACGAAGUCGACUCUCUCCUUCACAGUGGUCUGCUCUGGUGUUUGUGUUACUGACUUCAGCACAGGAGCUGGAGGAGUUUGAUCUGAGUAAAUAUACCAGUACAGAGAAGAUACCAGAUUGGGUUCUUGUGAAGGUGAUGCCUGUGAUUGCAGCAUCCAGGAAAGCCGUUAUCAGUUGUGAUGGAAUUGGAGGGAGCGGCGCUAAAGCUCUGGUCUCAGUGCUCAACUCAGAAACCUCCAAUCUGAGAGAACUGCAUCUGACUGUGAGGACACUGAAUCUGUCAGAGAAUAAACUAGAAGACUCAGGAGUGAAGCAUCUUUGCGCUGGACUGGAGAAUCCUCACUGUAAAGUGGAGAGCCUGGUGUUGGGUGAUUGUGGUGUCUCAGAUGAAGACUGUGCUGCUCUGAGUUCAGCUCUGAGAUCAAACCCCUCACACCUGAGAUACCUGGAUCUGCCCUUUAAUAAUCUGGGAGACUCAGGAGUGAAGCGUCUCUGUGCUGGACUGGAGAAUCCUCACUGUAAACUGGAGACACUGGGGUUGGGGCGGUGUGGUGUCUCAGAUGAAGGCUGUGCUGCUGUGAGUUCAGCUCUGAGAUCAAACCCCUCACACCUGAGAGAACUGGAUCUGAACGAUAAUAAUCUGGGAGACUCAGGAGUGAAGCGUCUCUGUGCUGGACUGGAGAAUCCUCACUGUAAACUGGAGACACUGGGGUUGUGGCGGUGUGGUGUCUCAGAUGAAGGCUGUGCUGCUCUCGCUUCAGCUCUGAGAUCAAACCCCUCACACCUGAGAGACCUGAAUUUGUCCGAUAAUAACCUGGGAGACUCAGGAGUGAAGCGUCUCUGUGCUGGACUGGAGAAUCCUCACUGUAAACUGGAGAAACUGAGGUUGGGGUGUUGUGGUGUCUCAGAUGAAGGCUGUGCUGCUCUCGCUUCAGCUCUGAGAUCAAACCCCUCACACCUGAGAGACCUGGAUCUGACUGGGAAUGAAAUCGGAGUCUCAGGAGUGAAUCUGCUCUCUGCUCUUAAGGAUGAUAAACAUUACAAACUACAGACACUGUGGAUUUGAUGAACAUCUGUGUGUGUGUGUGUGUGUGUGAUGAAGACUCUCGUGUUCCUGCAGUUCCAUGUUGGAAAUGAGCACUUUAUUAGGAACAACUUGUGAGCUGCAUGAAACUGCUUACAGUACUCUGCACAAUUUCAGUCAAAUCCAUUCCAAAGAAAUAAAAAGUGUUUUUAUUUUUAUUGUAUAAAACUAGUUUGUGUAUUUAAAUUUCUGCAACAGUUCAAUAAAUUUAUA
Messenger RNA from Neoarius graeffei (lesser salmon catfish), 3470 nucleotides. RefSeq names its product NACHT, LRR and PYD domains-containing protein 12-like. NCBI's taxonomy places the organism in Eukaryota, Metazoa, Chordata, Actinopteri, Siluriformes, Ariidae. The coding region runs from base 414 to 3239 and encodes 941 amino acids. The transcript has 10 exons. The record is from RefSeq and is a predicted model, not a curated record. Gene Ontology annotation, molecular function: protein binding.